Oncorhynchus masou masou (cherry salmon) is the source of this 2828-nucleotide messenger RNA. RefSeq names its product macrophage mannose receptor 1-like. The transcript has 6 exons. NCBI's taxonomy places the organism in Eukaryota, Metazoa, Chordata, Actinopteri, Salmoniformes, Salmonidae. The record is from RefSeq and is a predicted model, not a curated record. Bases 123 to 1163 code for a protein of 346 amino acids.
UACACACAGUAGGAGAGACAGAGAGAGAGAAAGGGGAGAGAGUAAUAUAGUGAGAGCGAGAUAGAGAGAGACAGACAGACAGAGAGAGACAGAGCGAGAGUAAGAGAUUUCUACAAACAGUGAUGGAAACGUUGCUGUAUCUCACCCUGCUAAUCUCAGGGUUCUACACACCUUCCUCAUGUCUUCAUCAGUAUCACCUCAUUAGCAACAAUAUGAACUGGAUGGAUGCCCAUAGUUACUGCAGAGCACAUUACACUGAUCUGGCUACAGUAGAUGACAUGGAGGACCUGAACAGGCUGAUUACCAGUGGCAGUAGUUCUAAUUACUGGUUAUGGAUCGGACUGAAGAAGGGAGACUCCAUGAAGUGGAACUGGUCUCUGGCAGACAGACGUUUCUACAGAGAGGGGGAGACUGAGUUCAGAAACUGGGACACUGGGACGCCCCAAAAUGGUAACUGUGCUUUAAUGAGUCCAGCUGGUCUGUGGAACAACGCCUCCUGUGAUGACCAGCAUCACUUCAUCUGUUAUGAUGGAAAACAAGACACCAACCUAACAUACAUCUUAAUUCAGGAGAACAAGACCUGGAUAGAUGCUCAGAGUUACUGCAGACAGCAUCACAUAGACCUGGUCAGUGUGAGGAACCAGACUGAGAACACAGAAAUAGAGAAGAAGAUAUCACUGAGGGGACUUCCUGUGUGGAUCGGCCUGUUUCUAGACUCCUGGAGAUGGUCAGACCAGAGUGACUCCUCAUUCAGAAACUGGCAGUCAGGAUGGCCUUCAACAGAACAGAGAUACAACUGCACUCUGGUGUCUCCUUAUCCUUCUUCUGAUUAUACUAAAUGGAUAAAUUAUCCCUGUGACUACAACUGUCCUUUCAUCUGCUAUGGUCCAGCUGUGGAGACCCCUGAGAAACCUCAACUGAAGAGACAUGUGGUGAGAAUGAAGAUGACCCCAAAGGAUCAAAAUCUGAACUUCAGUGAUCCUGCUGUUCAGGACUCCAUCUUACAAGAGAUAAGGAACAAGCUGAAGGAGCAGGGGUUACCUGCAGACACCAAAGUGACAUGGAAAAAGCAGCCUGAUGGGAAGGUCUUCCACAAGGAGGAAGAGGGGUCUCCCAAGAAAGAAGAGGAGGAGAAGAAGAUGAAGAGGAUGAUGACAAAGUGAGAACUCUAGUUAUGUAAAACGUUAUCCUUUAAUUUCUCUUUUUUAGUUAUAUUAAUUAUCUGUACUGCAAUGUAUUUUCUGAACCUAAUUAAAUGUGUGUUAUUAAUUAAAUUGUUUAAGUAUAAACAUCAAUAGUGUUUUAUCAUGAGAUGUUUUUCACACAUGAUGUCUGUAAAUGAGUUGUUUGUAGUUAUGUUGAUAUUCAGGGCUGUGAAAGAGUAUUUGUCUCCUUUCUAAUCUUCUCAACUUUUACGCAUUUAAGAUGAAGAAUGUUAUCAGAUCUUCAAAGAAAACAGAAUAUUAGAUGAAGGGAACCUGAGUGAACAAGUAACACAACAAUUACCUACUUAUUUAAUUUAUUUCAUAAACAAAGUUAUGUAACACCCAAUGUUCAUGUGUUAAAAAGCAAACUCAGCAACAUUUGUGGGUUUUCAAUCUUGAACUGGUUGUUUCAAGUCCUGCCACAACAUUGCAAAUGUGAUCAUUAGGUCUGAGUUUUGACUAGGUCAUUACAAAACUACAAAUGUGUUGCUUUUUAACCAGUUUCAUGUAGACCUGAUUGUGUUUUGGAUCAUUGUCUUGCUGCAUGACCAACCUGUGUUUCAGCAUCAGCUCACAGACUGAUGGCCUGACAUUCUCCUGUUGAUUUCUCUGAUACAGAGCAGAAUUCAUGAUUCCUUCUAUUAAGUCAAGUCGUCCAGGUCCUGAGGCAGCAAAGCAUCCCUCAAACCAUCACACUACCACCACCAUGCUUGACCGUUGGUAUAGGGUUUUUACUGCGGAAUGCACUGUUUGGUUUUCGCCAGGCAUAAUGGGACCAAUGUCGUCCAAGAGAUAAGGACUCACUUUUGACUCAUUUGUCCAUAAAACAUUCUUCUAAGAGUCUGGAUGAUCAUCCAUGUGCUUCCAGGUGCAUUUUGUCUUACUUUAGUCAACUGUUUGGACUCGAUGGGCCCUUUAUGUCUGACGAAAACCAAACACUGCAUUCCAGUCAUUAGAGCUAAAGGUGGAACAACCAGUUAUUGAGUAUAAAGGGGCAACUACUUUUUCACACAGGGGAGUUGGGUGUUGCAUAACUUUGUUAAUUAAAUAGAUAAAAUAAGUAUAAGUAACUCAGGUUCACUUGAUCUAAUUUUAGGAUUUGGUUGAAGUUCUAAUAACAUUCAGUAUAACAUUUUUGCAAAAAUAGAGAAUAUCAGAAAGAGGGCAAAUUCUUUUUCACAGCACUGUGAGUAUCAAUGUGUUUUUCUAAUUGGAAUGUAACUUUCUUUAAUUGGAAUGUAUUUAGUCCACAGUUUACAUACUGCAUAGCCAAUGUAGUCUCAGCAUGUUUUUUAUUGGUUAAUGAAGAUGUCUUUUCUGAUGAUCAAAUGAAUAUAUGUUGCAGAUUGACAGUAUCAGUCUAGAGUUGUGAUUCUUCAAGUUUCAACUUAUUUUUAAUUGACAUAUUUUACCUUGAUGAUAAAGACAUCUAGACAUAAUGUGUAAUCAACUCCUCUCUUCAGGACUCUGAUACACUGGUAUCAGUUAGAACCAUGUCCUGCUGACCAGGGCUUUAGUUACAUUUUGCAUAACUUCCUCAAAUCAGACAGAGGGGAACUUUCCACAUCAAGCCAGAACCAGGAUAUUUCCUGGAACACACAAUGAUGUGACAUCUGUAAUAAA